UGUAUUCGCUGGGCAAGAGGUUGAUAUUUGUUCGUCAAGAAAUAUCGAAUAUGCACAUUGUUCAUGUGUUUUACGGCGUUUUUAUCGCUGUUUCACUGCAUACGUCUUAUACGGUUUCUGCUGUUUCUAAUGAUAAACUAAACGAUCGUCUUCCUGAAAAACGUGGUCUGCUUCGGUUUCGAGUUACGAAUGGAAAACUCUUCAUACAUGCCAAAUCAUCUCGAUGGUUCGAAAUACCUUCAAUGACGGAGGUCCGAAAAAACGAACAAAAAAUCAGCAAUAACCGAAAUGCUAUCAACUGGAACAAGAACAAAGUUAAUCAAGUUCAAAGCCAAUUAACGAACAUUGUGAACAAAUUAUCAAAACUUCAAAACGGUCUCAAAACGAUUUGGAUAAGAAGUGACGGUUUUGAUGACGGAGGUAGACGAGGGGGUGCAGGAUAUGCAACGAUUGAAGUUGAUGGAAAAGAUUACGCAAUGAGAAAAAGGGGUUACAACGUUGUUGUAUUGAAUCCAGUAACUGGUAAUGUUGAAAGCAGGGCAUCGUAUGAUACACAUGCAUCAGCUCACGCAGGUCACUACUUUUCGACGUUCUUAAACAACAUAGCGAGCAGGCGCAUUGUUUUGGUUGCGAUACAAGAUGAAGCUUCGAAAAGAGUAACACGUUCAGUGUACACGGCCUUAUGGAGAUUGGGUGCACGAAAUCUAAUCAAACACGAGUAUCGUUCCUCUUUUGCAUUCAUUGGCUGGUCCGGACCCGGGAAAAACAGCAUUGUGACACAGGAUCAACACCAUCGACACCAGGGACCAAGUUUCGUUCAUAAAACCUUUUUUGUCGGUGUUUAACUACGACGACGAUAGGAUUUUUUCUGUUUUUUUUAUAUUAUACACUCACCUAAUGUGUAAGCAUAAGUAAAAUAAUAUAGCUAAGUUUUUUAGAUUGCAGCAGCUAUGUACUGAUGUAA
Dendronephthya gigantea is the source of this 964-nucleotide messenger RNA. RefSeq lists its product as uncharacterized. Lineage: Eukaryota; Metazoa; Cnidaria; Anthozoa; Malacalcyonacea; Nephtheidae. The transcript is spliced from 7 exons. The coding region runs from base 51 to 845 and encodes 264 amino acids. The record is from RefSeq and is a predicted model, not a curated record.